This is a messenger RNA of Haliotis rubra (blacklip abalone), 1185 nucleotides long. Its product is annotated as 26S proteasome non-ATPase regulatory subunit 10-like. NCBI's taxonomy places the organism in Eukaryota, Metazoa, Mollusca, Gastropoda, Lepetellida, Haliotidae. The record is from RefSeq and is a predicted model, not a curated record. The transcript is spliced from 4 exons. Bases 1 to 1185 code for a protein of 394 amino acids. Gene Ontology annotation, molecular function: protein binding.
AUGCCUGCAGGGGGGAACCUGACUCGAGUGAAACGCAUCCUGUCCCAGGGUCUGGUCGACAUCAACAGUAGAGACGUGGUGGCAGCAGGAGUCAUUGCAAAAACACCACAUAUGGUUGUCAUGGUUAAUGAAGGCGGCGACAACGUCCUGCACUGGGGCUGCAAAGGGGGACAUCUGGGUAUGGUGAAGUAUCUGCUUUCACUAUGCAGUCUUGAUAUUAACAGCAGGUGGUUAGGUGGUGGGGCCCCUUUGAUGGCCGCUGUCUUGUGGAGGCACACAGACGUUUGUGAGUUCCUCGUGAGUAGGGGAGCUAAUGUGUCACAAGUUGAUGAUGGCGGCAACAGCGUCCUGCACUUUGCCAGCAAGGUCGGACAAUUAGAUCUGAUGAAGAGUCUUCUCUCACAAGGCAGUGUUGAUAUUAACAGAAGGGGAAAGUACGGAAGGACACCAUUGAUGAAUGCAGCGUAUUAUGGUAAUAGAAAAAUGUUUCAUCUGCUUGAGAACACAGGUGGUCUAACUACCUUGGUUGACGAUCAGGGUCACAACAUCCUUCAUCUGGCCUCUUUAGUUGGACGUCGAGAGAUGGUGAAGCUCAACCUCUCACAGAACAUGACCGAUAUUAACGCCCGAGAUAAGGAUGGGAAAACUGCAGCCAUGACAGCAAAGCGCAUCGUGUCAGGUCAACUACUGGCCUCACUAAUUGCCAAGGAGGAGAAGAAAGAAAACGGGGAUGAGCUAUAUUUUGUAGCUCAAUGCCGGCAGCAGAAAAGAAAGAUAAAGGCACGGAAAAAAAAUGUGCAGAGUGUGAACAAUUAUUCCCGUCUGUCGGAUGCUGAACAACGAGAUAUCGGCACAACUCAGGCAAACCGACAGUUGUCGAAAUCUUGUGACGACGCAUAUAUUCCUGACUCCAACCUUGUCCAGUUCAAGCAAAACUCACAAAUAGUUGCAAUCCAGAACAACAAAGCCAUAUCUUCUGAAAUUAUUCGCACAAUAUUCGCUGGACCUAUCUACGGUGGUGUUUUCAAGAUCAAUGUCGGAAAUUCAACGGGUGCGACUGCCAGUGUCACCAGAUCAGCUGAUCCGACGAGUGCGAGUGAACCGAAGCCUAAGCGUCGGCGAAUCUGUCCUGUCGUUUUCCCAAAUUCGUCGGAUGAUGAAUACCUUCAUUCUAUUGACCAAUAA